This is a messenger RNA of Carassius auratus (goldfish), 1124 nucleotides long. RefSeq lists its product as uncharacterized. NCBI's taxonomy places the organism in Eukaryota, Metazoa, Chordata, Actinopteri, Cypriniformes, Cyprinidae. The transcript has 3 exons. Bases 214 to 1011 code for a protein of 265 amino acids. The record is from RefSeq and is a predicted model, not a curated record.
AUGCAUGCUUCACGGGUGUUUAUAAGCCACCAUUACUCUAAAACAAGGAUAUUCCAUAGACAGUAAAAGAUUCCCAGUCUUCCGAUCCAUAAAACUCGAGUCUCGUCGCGUCGCUGCGCUCGUUCACGCGCCCGCGCGUUCCCAGCGAUUAUGUAAAUGAGGCCCGCGACCGUAGCACAGUGAUCGGCGAGACUAGAGUAUAUUCCGCUCGCGAUGACUGGAAGAUCGUGGACCCCCGAGGCGGAGGAGACUCUGAUCGAGCUCUGGCAGCAGUCUGCAUGUCUGUACGACAUCUCCUCCGCAGACUACCACAACCGAGAGGAGAAGGACAAGCGCUGGAGGGAGGUCUCCGAGGCGCUGCAGAUGCCCGUGGAGGCGGUGGCGACCCGGGUGGCGUCUCUGAGGACUCAAUAUGCCAGACUGAAGAAACCUAAAGCAAACACGGGUGAGAGGAAGCCCCUCACGAUGAGGCAGCGCUGGCUCCUGAGGGCCCUUGAUUUCCUGAAGCCGCACAUCGUUCAUCGGCGGCACGAGACCACUCUGGGUUUGCCGUCCUCUGAUAAAGCGGAGGACGCUCUGGACGAGUCGGAUGAAAUGUCUCAGGAGACGGAUAAAGAAGUGGACAGCUUCGACUCCAUCAGUGUGUGUCUCUCCCCGAUGCCUGACACUCCAGACACCGGCAUCCCUGAGGAAACAGCCUCGUGCUCUCCGUCUCCCCGGAGCACAUCCGGCAAACGCACACGUUCCUCCGAACCCGACAUCGAGCUGCAGAAGCUGGAGGUGCUGAAGCAGAUGUCCGCUAAGGUCCUGGAGAACCCGUCUCUGGACGCCGCGGCGGUCUUCUCCAGCCAGGUGGCCCUCGAGUACCGUCUGCUCAGAGACCCCAGCGUCCAGAUGCGCGUCCGCAGACAGAUCAUGGCUCUUCUCUACGAAGCACAGGAUUCAGAGAGACUUCCUCGAGCGCCCAAGAGACACGAACAGAGAGUGCUCAAAACUGAGGAUCAACACUAAUAUAUACGGUGAAAUGUGGUUCUUGUUUGUUUUAGAUGUUUUACUGAACUAUUUUUCUUGGUGGAGGCUUUGAUAAAAUCUACAUGUUAGAUAAUAAAACAAUUUGAACAUCA